GGGAGGGGCCUAGGGGGACCUUACGGUGGGUGGGACUGGGAAUACGGCAGAAGACGCAGGUCCAGGGUCCCUAAUGCAGUGGGGUCAGAAGGUGUGAGGAUCAGAGCCCUUGGAAAAGGGGGGUAUUGCUCGGGGAGGGGCUCUGGGAUGAAUCGGGGGUCUAGAAGGAGAUCUGUCCCUGGCACCUGAGGGUUGAAGUCAUACUAGUGGUGAUUCAGAGAAGUGUACUUUCCGAGGGGGUGAGGUGAGAUGUGUUGGGGGCAGGACUCUGGCUAGCAAGCUGGGUCUGUGGGGCGGAAGAUCUCUGUGGGUGGUGGGGAAAAGAAGGCUCCACCUUGGAAGUCUGAGGACACUAGUGACCAGAUGGUGAUCCUCAGGGAGGAGAGCUCUUGGGUCCUUUACCUUUGAGGGAAGUAACAAGUUGGUCUGGACUCCUGGGCUGGGCUGAACUGAAUUCCUGAGUGUCUAAGGGAGCUGAGUUACCUAGGCCCUGGGGUCAUGGGGCUGGUGUGGACUGACGGAUUAGGGAACUGUGGGGUGAGUCUCUGUGGGAGUGGGGCUAAGGCUCAGAUAUCUGGGACUCCAAACGGAGGCAGAGAGGGUCUAAGGUAGCAAAGUAGGGCAAGGGCCCAUUCCAUUCAACCAGCUCCCCUUUCUCCUUCCAUCCCCAGGAGGCCACUUCCCUCCCUCAGAGAUGUCGGGCUGAAGGAGAUGGUGGAACUCUGCCAGGCCAAGAACAUGACUGAAGAGGAGACAUAGAAAGGUUCAGAGGGCAGUGCCAAGCUCAGCCUGGGGGAUGUGGUGAUCCUCAGAGGGACGGCCUCCCCAGCUCCCAGCCCCUGUCCAGGCCCAGGAUGAACCCCGCACCACUCUCAGGCCACCCACCAUGAGAUUCUGGACCACUUGCCCUUCCUUCUCCACCAUCUACUUUCUCUUCGUCCUCUUCAUGGCGUCCACCAUCUUCCACUGCCACCAGCGCCUGGCUCUGGUGCCCACCCCCUGGGCCUCCUCGGGCCGCGUGGUCCUGGGCCCCAGAGACCUGCCACAGGGGGGCAUGUUCACCAUCAACUCCAAGGGCCGCCUGGGGAACCAGAUGGGCGAGUACGCCACCCUGUACGCCCUGGCCAAGGUGAACGGGCGGCCGGCCUUCAUCCCGGCCCAGAUGCACAGCAUGCUCGCCCCCAUCUUCAGGAUCACCCUCCCCGUCCUGCACGGCUCCACGGCCAGCAAGAUCCCGUGGCGGAACUACCACCUGAACGACUGGAUGGAGGAGGAGUACCGCCACAUUCCCGGGGAGUACGUGCGCCUCACCGGCUACCCCUGCUCCUGGACCUUCUACCACCACCUCCGAGACGAGAUCCUCCGGGAGUUCACCCUGCACGACCACGUGCGCCAGGAGGCCCAGAAGUUCCUCCAGGCCCUGCAGGCCAAGUGGGCCUGGCAGGCAACCUUCGUGGGGGUCCACGUGCGCCGGGGGGACUACGUCCACGUCAUGCCGCGGGUGUGGAAGGGCGUGCUGGCCGACAGGGGCUACCUGCGCCAGGCCCUGGACUGGUUCCGGGCCCGCUACCGCAGCCCGGUCUUCGUGGUCACCAGCGACGACAUGGCCUGGUGCCGGCAGAACAUUAACAGCUCCCUCAGGGACGUGGUGUUCGCAGGCAGCGGCCGUCAGGGCUCGCCCGCCAAGGACUUCGCGCUGCUCACGCAGUGCAACCACACCAUCAUCACCGUGGGCACCUUCGGGAUCUGGGCCGCCUACCUCGCGGGUGGGGACACCGUCUACCUGGCCAACUUCACCCUGCCCGACUCCCCCUUCCACAUGAUCUUUAAGCCACAAGCGGCCUUCCUGCCAGAGUGGGUGGGCAUUGCCGCCAACCUAGGGCAGGCCAGAGAGAACAGCCCUUAGCCCUGCACGUGUCCCUCCCUCGCCCUUGGCUCCACAGGUCGUGUCAGGGGUGCGUGCAGCACAUGGGCUCGGGAUCAGACACCCAAGUUUGAAUCCAGGCUGCUCUGCUUCCUAGCUGGGUGACUUCAGACAAGUGACUUAACGUCUCUGUGCCUUAGUGUGUCACCUGAAAAAUGAAUGUAAUACAGAACUUCCCUUGGCAGCUCCUCGUGAGAACUCACAAGUUCAUUUAGUGUGUUGGAAACACCUGGUAAGUCUUGGCCCUGAACAUUGGCACUGCUCUAAGACCAAAGUGUAUUUUCGCCCUCUCCUUUGCAGCUCCAGGAGCAUGGAGUCCAAAUAUUUGCGCUUGCCUCCUGGGAGGGUUUGGCCAUGAAGCCAUCCCUGCCCUUCAGUAAAAGGGAGCUAGGCGUUUUGGGCAGCUAAGAAUUGAGGCUUUGGGUUUAAUGGGGCCUUAUUAUGAGAGAAUGUUGAGGGUCAACAGGAGUUGAGAAGAUGAACCUCAGGGAGAUACCCUUGGUGGAGAGGGGCAGGCCCCCAAAAUGGGGGUAGGGAGUGGGAGGGCCUCACACUGAGGGCAGGACUCAGGCGGGACUCAACACCAGGCCUCGGCCUGCAGGAGCAAAGAUACCCAGAGUCCACAAGUCAUAGAAGCAGCAGGCUGACCCCAAGGGGCUGCAGAGACCAGCACACAGCCACGUCAGCAGUCACCUGUGUGGCCAGAUGACCUCACACCUUGGCGGUGCCUGUGCCCUCAGGACCUCAUGCCACUCUCAGAAACCCCAAUAUGGACAAAGGUUGGAUUAAGUGAUUACAGUACUGGUUUUCUUGUGUUUGGUGUAUUUUAUUUUAUUUUUUAUUUU
This is a messenger RNA of Diceros bicornis minor, 2769 nucleotides long. RefSeq names its product galactoside 2-alpha-L-fucosyltransferase SEC1-like. The transcript has 3 exons. Gene Ontology annotation, molecular function: galactoside 2-alpha-L-fucosyltransferase activity. The record is from RefSeq and is a predicted model, not a curated record. Gene Ontology annotation, cellular component: membrane. Bases 887 to 1906 code for a protein of 339 amino acids. Gene Ontology annotation, biological process: carbohydrate metabolic process. NCBI's taxonomy places the organism in Eukaryota, Metazoa, Chordata, Mammalia, Perissodactyla, Rhinocerotidae.